AUGGAUAAGAGAGAUGUGCAUAUUUCAAAAUCGUUAUCUUAUCUACUAAGACAUGGCGCUUUAAAAGAAAAUUUACUCGUAGACAACAACGGUUACGUUCCAGUAAUACAAUUGUUAAGCCAUAAUAGAUUGAAGACACAUAAAACGACAAUACAGGAUUUGGAAAGAGUCGUAGCGAACAAUGAUAAACAGCGCUUCAAAUUCAAUGAAGCUCAUGAUAUGCUUGCGGCAGUACAGGGCCAUUCAAUAGAAAUUACUCCAGAUUCAACUACCUUGACACCGAUUAAAAAUUUGGAACAGCUACCGAAUGCACUGAUCCACGGGACGAAUUUAAAGAAUUUGGGUCUGAUACUAGAAAGUGGUGGUAUCAAGAAAAUGGAUAGGUUGCACAUCCAUUUGUCGCCAGGCAUAGUAGGUGUUGACAAAGAAGUAAUAAGUGGUAUGAGAAAAAAUUCAACUGUGUUGAUUUAUCUUCGGUUGGGCGAUGAUCUAAUAAAGAAUUUACACCUCUACAAAUCAUUGAAUAACGUCUAUUUAUGUAGUGAUACUAUACCUUUAAAAGACUUUGAUAGAAUUGUGAUUAGAAAGGUCACAAAUUUGGAAGCUAAGUACGGGAAAACACUUGAGCUUUUAAAUAAAUUUGAAAUUACGUAUCAAAUAGAAUAA
Molecule: messenger RNA, 666 nt
Organism: Kazachstania africana CBS 2517
Lineage: Eukaryota; Fungi; Ascomycota; Saccharomycetes; Saccharomycetales; Saccharomycetaceae
Gene: TPT1
Product: tRNA 2'-phosphotransferase
Exons: 1
Coding region: 1-666 (221 amino acids)
Biological process (GO): tRNA splicing, via endonucleolytic cleavage and ligation
Molecular function (GO): tRNA 2'-phosphotransferase activity
Source: RefSeq, a predicted model, not a curated record